ACAUGGCUACCAAAGCUGCCCGUCUCGGCGAAGAGACCCGCGUUGACAAGGUCAAUGCCGAACUCGUCACCCUCACCUAUGGCACCAUCGUCGCUCAGCUGUGCAAAGACUACAACGCCGACUAUGCCCAGGUCAACAAGCAACUCGACAAGAUGGGAUACAACAUGGGCAUGCGCCUGAUUGAGGACUUCCUGGCAAAGUCAAACUCAGGUUCCUGCUCCAACCUGCGUGAGACGGCCGAGGUCAUCUCAAAGGUUGGCUUCAAAAUGUUCCUCAACAUUACUCCUGUUGUCACAAACUGGUCAUCCGACAACAAGUCCUUUACUCUCCUCUUUGACGAGAACCCCUUGGCCGACUUUGUCGAGUUGCCCGAUGACGGAAAGGCCCAGGACGAACUGUGGUAUUCCAACAUCUUCUGUGGUGUUCUGAGGGGUGCUCUGGAAAUGGUCAGUACGAGCCAUCUGUGUCGUCUGCUGUCGACUAAUCACCUCAGGNUUCAAAUGCAAGUCGAGACUCAAUUCAUGAGCGACGUUCUUCGUGGCAACGACACGACAGAAAUCCGCGUCACCUUGAUCCGAUACAUUGAGGACGAGAUGCCACCAGACGAUGAG
Aureobasidium musti is the source of this 611-nucleotide messenger RNA. NCBI's taxonomy places the organism in Eukaryota, Fungi, Ascomycota, Dothideomycetes, Dothideales, Saccotheciaceae. The record is from the annotation of a GenBank genome assembly.